GCUGGCGUGGAGAAUCAAACUCCGGCAGCAGAGCCGACAGAGACUCCAACAAGUAUCAGUAGAGACCCCUGUUCCAGAAUCAGAAACUGCAGCAUCUCCAGUGGCUGUCGAGGAAAGUUCAGUAGUUGCAGAGCCGGUGGCAGCUCCAAUGGCUGUCGAGCAGACUCCUGCUCCAGAAUUAGAGCCUGCAGCAUCUCCAGUGGCUGUCGAAGAGAGUUCAGCGCCAACUGCAGCGGCUGUUCAGGAGAUUCCUGCUGCGACAGCUGAGCCUGUGGCAAAUCAAGGAGCUCCUGUAGAGAUUCCAACUCCGGCAGCAGAACCUGCAGCAGCUACUGUUGUGGAGACUUCUGCUCCAUUAGAAACUCCAGUAGCAGAAGCAGAGACUCCUGCAGCAGAGCCAGCGGUGACUUCAGAAGCUGGCGUGGAGACUUCGGCGGCUCCAUCGAGCAUUUCCGUGCCAGAAGCAACCGCAGAUGGAGUAUCAACAACUGUUUCCGAUUCAGAUGUGGAUCCGUCGGCAGUUGUGCCCGUGGCAAAGAUACAUCCGACGCGCAGGGAUCUGAAUACCACAGAUCUAUCGCUGCUGGCCGUUGCGGCUACCCUGGACGCCAUAGCCGACAAGCUGAAGGAUCAGAGAGCUCGCAACCAGGAGGUGCUGGAUCGCAUCUGCGAAAUAGAGAAGAUUUUGGGCGUGGCCCAGAAGUAACUCUGCCAUAUAUCUAACAAUUGUUGAAUUUCUCAAAACUCAUAAAUAAAGUAUAUUCGCGGACUGCCUUA
Drosophila arizonae is the source of this 777-nucleotide messenger RNA. It is a transcript of the gene Cpn, whose product is annotated as Calphotin. The record is from RefSeq and is a predicted model, not a curated record. Lineage: Eukaryota; Metazoa; Arthropoda; Insecta; Diptera; Drosophilidae.